CAUGAAGUCACAAAAGGGGGGGCCCUCCCAAGACUCGGUCGAUGAUGGUUCCCCGGUACUCCAUGUCACCCUCUCUGCUUUGUCAUGUGGCUCUCGUGCAAACUAGUCAUGCAUCUGGUAUUCUAUCUUCUCUUUUCCCUAGUACGAUUCUGCCGUUGUCUCCCUUCUGCCUCAGAACUGCUUCUCUUCUGCUUAUAAGGCUACUUCUCCCUCACACCUUCGGCGAUCGCAGCCUCUAUAACCCCAUCUUCCCUCCCCUUUUUGUUAUUCCAGCAUUCGACUCCUCUCUCCUUUGUGCAGGAGAAUGGCUUCGGGAUCGCUCUCACGUAGCUCGGGCUCCUCGUGGACGGCGCAGCAGAACAAGCUCUUCGAGCGAGCGCUCGCCGUGUACGACAAGGACACCCCGGAUCGCUGGCAGAAUGUGGCACGAGCCGUGGGAGGGAAGACCGUGGACGAGGUCAAGCGACACUACGAGCUCCUGGUCGAGGACCUCAAGUUCAUCGAGUCGAACCGGGUGCCAUACCCAUAUUACAAGUCCUCCAGCAGCAGGGCCGGCGGCGCUGAUGAGGAGCAGAGGCUAAGGUGCUUGAAGCUCCAGUGAAGCAGUGAUUCCAAAGUAGGAUCAUAACCUGCAUUAAAAAGUAGGAAGGCCGCCGUUCUUCUUCGGAGAUCAACAAGCAACAUCGAGGGAAACUCCUACCGCACGGAUACCCUGUCUCACUGGUCUUUCUCUUUGUUUCUUCAUAUUAGUAUGUUUCUUCUCCUCUUCCCCAGCCUUUUUCCCGAACCACCACUAUCUAGGUGCUGCUCAUCCUCUGUUGACAUCUAAACUCUGCAGUAGAUGAUGGAUGGUUUCGAGAAAUUUACAUCGUUUUUCUUCA
This is a messenger RNA of Musa acuminata AAA Group (dessert banana), 881 nucleotides long. Its product is annotated as protein RADIALIS-like 3. Lineage: Eukaryota; Viridiplantae; Streptophyta; Magnoliopsida; Zingiberales; Musaceae. The record is from RefSeq and is a predicted model, not a curated record. Bases 305 to 601 code for a protein of 98 amino acids. The transcript has 2 exons. Gene Ontology annotation, molecular function: DNA-binding transcription factor activity.